Molecule: messenger RNA, 3347 nt
Organism: Ceratitis capitata (Mediterranean fruit fly)
Lineage: Eukaryota; Metazoa; Arthropoda; Insecta; Diptera; Tephritidae
Gene: capt
Product: adenylyl cyclase-associated protein 1
Exons: 10
Coding region: 16-2712 (898 amino acids)
Biological process (GO): cytoskeleton organization; cell morphogenesis; regulation of adenylate cyclase activity
Cellular component (GO): cytoplasm
Molecular function (GO): adenylate cyclase binding; actin binding
Source: RefSeq, a predicted model, not a curated record
CUUAACUUAAAAGAAAUGUUUUCAUGUUGUCGUGCGAAUACUAAAAGUGCAAAAUUGUCAAAAAAAGUUAAAAAUAAUACUAAAAGUGAUGCAGAAGCCGUUGUCGUAAAUGACCAAGGUCGAAUAAUACCAACAAUAAAUAUCGACACGGUGAAAACGAAUGAUUUCAAAGACGAAAAUAUAUAUCUUCCCCAAAACGAAAAUAAAGCUGGAAAUGUUGAAAAUUUGACCAAAAACGAUGAGUCAGCGACAGAUAAUAACGGCGAUGAAGAUGCCUUGGAAAUGGCAUCGCAGGAUAUUGCCGAAAAUGUUCCGUUAGCAGAAGCAAUUGUUGAGAACCACCAAAGCGGUGAGCAAAACCAAUCAUAUUCGACAUUUAGUUCCAAAUCUGGAGCUACAAGUAAUAUUCCAAUAAAUAAAUUAAAUUCUGGUGAUUGCGAAAAACAGGAGGACAUAGAAACGCCUGGUUUGAAAAGUCAUGAUGAAUCUGUAUCAGCCACCACACCGGUGAAGAGUUGUCUGUCUCGGCAUAACUCCAUGCACACAUCAAUAAAAAAGAAGGUGAAUAUCAGCGCUCACGCUGAAAUAAUCGAACCGGAUCCUUUACCUCCGCCCCCAUACGAUCCCGCUAUAUUAGCUGUUGAAGAUGACGAUGUUUUCUCCGAUUCACUACCCCCACCUAAACGAGAGAGUAUGUGUGCGCCGUAUAUUGAGCAAAGUGAGGCGCCUGAGUUGAUGACCUAUACUCAUGGGUUGCCCGAAUGGUUCAAUGAUGAAAGGAUCAAUGACAUUGGUUGCAUUGAGCCACCUGUUACACCAGUGGGUCGCGAUGAGCUGGAGCUGAGGCGUCAGCGUCUCUACACAGACCUCUUACGCGCGGCACAUGCAGCCGUCGAACAUAAUGCACGUUUCACCCCCUUGUACGGGGACGUUACUGCCGGAAAAAGUGAAGGAGAUUGCGAUCCCGACCUAAAACCUUCUGUUGUCGAUAAUCUUGAGAGUUUGGUAAAUCGACUAGAACAUCUGGUUAAGCGUUUAGAACGUUCCAUUUCAGCUCGUGAACUUGAAAUAGCAAAUCGUACAUUUGAUACUGUUAGAACGCAGAAACGUGCGAGUUUCGAUUUAGAGAGCACGGAAUUGCCACACCUACCUGUCGAAUCGCUCGAAAAGCAAAUAUCGCUAAAGGCGGGAAAUCUUAACGGCCGUAUUGUAAAAUUAGAAAGUUCGUUGAAUCGAAUAAAUUAUCGUCAUAGCAAUAGUUUGAGUGGCGACAAUAGCGAAAAUAGUCAGAAACUAGAAGAGCAACACGAACAACAGCAAGAAAAGGAGAAAAGUUUAGAGAAUAUACCGACCGUGCUUGCAGACUUCCAGGUGCUACCGCCCACUCCAUCUAUUACAGAACAUCCAUCGAUACCGUCAGCUCCCAACAUGAGCGUUGUAGGCUUUCAAGAUAUUAUUAACGGGCCGCUCAGUCAAUACUUAGGGCUAUCUGAACAUAUCGGUGGUGAUGUUGCCAAGCAUGCACAGUUUGUUAAAUUGGCUUUCAAUGCUCAACUUCAGUAUGUUACAUUGGCUACGCAAUGCUCCCAGCCAACCCAGGAAAAGCAAAUGGAAUUAUUGAAGCCCACGUCGACCCAGAUCAGCACUAUUCAAGAUUAUCGUGAGAAAAAUCGGGGAUCGAUAUUUUUCAAUCACUUAUCGGCUAUUAGUGAGAGUAUUCCAGCCUUGGGUUGGGUCUGUGUGUCACCUACACCCGGACCUCAUGUAAAAGAAAUGAACGACGCUGGUCAAUUCUAUACGAAUCGUGUCCUGAAAGAGUGGAAGGAUAAAGAUGCUAUUCACGUUGAAUGGGCACGUGCUUGGAUUCAAACAUUAACACAAUUGCAAGCGUAUAUUAAGCAGUAUCAUACCACUGGACUAGUGUGGUCCGGUAAAGGAGCAGCACCAGCUGGCAGCUCUGCCCCACCACCACCGCCGAUUGGUGCAUGCCCACCUCCACCGCCACCACCGGCUUUUGACAUCGGCUCAUUGUCAUUAGAUGACGGUGGCGCUGAUGAGCGCAGUGCUCUUUUCGCCGAAAUUAAUCAAGGCGAAGCUAUUACAAAAAAUUUGAAGAAGGUCACUGCUGACAUGCAAACUCAUAAAAAUCCUACAUUGCGUACUGGUCCAGCUCCAUUCAAACCAACGCAAUUCGGAUCGUCAGCUGGUGGUUCACGUCCUGCUCCCACUGCUGCAAAAGAACCCGUAUUUACACGUGAUGGAAAAAAAUGGUUGAUCGAAUAUCAACGCAAUAAUCGUAAUCUACUAGUGGAGAAUGCCGAAAUGAAUAAUGUGGUGUAUAUGUUUAAAUGCGAAGGGUCCACAUUAACUGUUAAAGGCAAAGUGAACAACAUCGUUUUCGAUUCUUGUAAAAAAUGCUCUUUACUAUUUGAUUCGGUUGUGGCGUCGGUGGAAUUCGUUAACUGCCAAAGUGUUCAAAUGCAGGUUCUUGGCUUCGUCCCAACAAUUUCCAUCGAUAAAACAGAUGGUUGCCAAAUGUAUUUAUGUAAAGAAUCACUGGGUGUGGAAAUUGUAAGCUCUAAGUCUUCCGAAAUGAAUGUUAUGCUCCCUCAAGCCAACGGUGAUUAUACUGAGCUGGCUUUGCCGGAACAAUUCAAGACUACAAUUUCCGGUCAAUCGCUGAAGACCAUUUGCGUCGAAAGUCUUGGUUAAAUGGAUUCAAUGCCUCGAAUGGUUGCAAAUGGCUAAUAGCUUCUUCAUAGGCAUAUCCAGAAAAAUAUUUAAAGAAGACUAAACUUACAUGUUUAUAAAAUCAUUUUGCUACUCCAAAUCACUUUUAUAUGAAUAAUUCGCAUUACAAAGCGUCGAUAUUGAAUAUUAAAAUUUUAACUAAAACAAUAAUGUAAGAUGAGAGUUUUUAGUGCAACAUGUGUGUACUGCAAAAACAAACACUGUGCAUUACUUUUUAUUUCGAUUUUUAUGUAUUAUGCGAAUUAUGAUUGACAAGUAUUUAUAACAGUUUUAUUUAUUUUAUCAAAUUCAAAUACGAAAAAAUAAACUUGGUAAAAAGAAUUUUCGUUUUUUAGUUCAUAAUGGUAUUUUAUGUAUAGUAUAACAAGUAUUAAGAAUAAGAUUCAAAUUAAAGAAAUUAAUUACUGCAUUUUUAGGAUUUUUGAAUAAAAAUAGUAUAUAUUCGAUUUUUUAGUAAUCUUAAAGCAUAGUGUAAUAUACAAAAGAAGUUAUACCGACAAAAUCUUAAUGGAGUUUAUUGUAUUGAAUUUCUUGAAGAGGUUAUCAAAUAUAUUCAAAUUAAUACUGAAUCACAAUCUCAGUACCUCCUUACCGUA